AUGUCGCGAACCAUAAAGAAUAGCCCACUUGAAAUCAGACCUCGACUGUACGUCAGUCAGCCUGACGUGCCGACCAACUGCUCGGUGCUGAACCAGACGUCGCAGUCGGUGGUGGUGCGCUGCACGCCCGGCUUCGACGGCGGCCAGCCGCAGAGCUUCCUGCUGGAAGUGCUGGAGGCGGCCAACGGCCACCAGCUGUUCAACAUGACGCAGCUGCGGCCGCACUUCGUCGUCGACGGGCUGGCCGCCGGGCAGCUGCUGCAGCUGCGCAUCUCCGCCGUCAACGCCAAGGGCCGCAGCGACUCCGUCACCCUGGACGCGGCCACGCUGAUGCCGCCAGAGAUGCGAGCCAGUGGAGUGCCGCUGUCGCUGGACCUGCCCACGGCGGUGGGGGCGCUUCUGGGCCUGGUGUCGGCGCUGCUGCUGCUCGCCGUGGCCGCCGUGGCGUGGCUGCUGCACCCCGCCGCCGCCGCCGCGGAGCUGUCCGACAAGGACGACCGCAACCCCGACGUCGUGCCCUCCUACUGCGACGACUGGUCGGAGACGGACGCGGCGUCGUCUUCGCGCGGGACGCCCGUGGUGCCUGCGCCGGAGCUGCCCCGCGACGGCGAGCGCCCCCCGCACCCCGCGCCAGCCUGGGAGGUCUUCAAGGUCUGCCCCGCCGCCUGCGACGCCUACGUGCCGCAUCCGGCGACGCUGCGGAGGCCGCCGGCGACGCGCCUGCAGCAGGCUGGUGUCCGGCCGGAAGUGACGUACGCCGAGCUGCGCCUUCCGCCGCUUCAGGCGGGCCCGCCGAUGCGCCGCUACUACCGCCACGAGCCCGUCGUGUACGCACAGAUCGCGCACGCGCCUCCACCGGCUGCGACUUCCGUGGCGACCGUGACGUCAGAGGCGGGAGGCGCAUGCGCGAUGAGGGCGGCGUCGCCGCAGCAGCUGGAGGUGCUGCAGCAGCAGCAGCCACAAGAGUCGCGCGAGGUGGUGACCGUCAGGACGCCCCUGAUGGUCGGCCAGCAAGAGAGCUGCGUCUAGUUGCGCAUGCGCACAGUACCUGCAGCCACCCCACCACUUCUGGACAAUAGGGAUGGCGCCCGAACGAACAUGCAACAAACCCACAAUGAGCUUCUACGUGAGAGUCCGCAAGGAACUCUGACCCGCAAUCAACUCUUCAUUAUCGACGCAAUAGAUUUUAAAUAGUCAUCACACCCAGAGGCAUAGAAUUGCUGCCUAGGAAGAACAAAGUAUGUACUGCAAUAGGCUAACAUUUUCACGACCCCCCAUGCAUUGGCAAAGCAUCUCAACGGAUGGCAACUCAAUGGAGGCACUCGUUCGAAAGUAUCACUAUUCCAUAAAGUGUACAUAGCUACAGCAUGCGAAGAAGUCGUUUUCAUCGAGUGUCAGACAAUAUGCGUUUCUGUGUACAAUUCGUCUUUGUGUAACUCUGACGUGUUCUUACAAUUGUUACGCUGGUCCGUUAUGUAAAGCCUAUUACCUAAUCAGCGAUUUCACAUGCAGUAAAAUAUUCCUAGUUAUACAAUAUGGAAUGUACAAUGAAACAUAUCUUCAUCACUUUCGUAAACAUCCACCUAACCUUAUUCAGGUUGGGUAUCUGCAACAGUGACGGAAGCGCCGAAUUUCUUCAUUUGACGUUGUGGAAGCUCAAAUUCAUUUAAAUGAAUUUCACUUAAACAAUCGCUUAAUUCUACAGUCAUGUCAUUAUUUAAGUCUUAUCUGUCUUGCCUCUUCUUCUACGCUUCAAGGAGUAGGCUUGUCUCCUGUUCCAUCCUCACAAAAGCCACAUAUUCCUUAGCCUUCCGGUAUCUCUCUUUUCUUUAGGUCUAUAGUUCGUUACAAGUCUGACAAUUCUUUCUACACUCAUUCUGUCAAUAUGCGUCUUCCAUUGUGUUAUUCCAUACAUUUUCUAUCAUUCGAGCGAAAUAUAUUUAAUUCUCUCCUUCAUAAGAAUUCUUUAUUUGAUCUCUCACUCUACAGUAUUCUACUUUCCGCAUUAAUUUAAUAUCAGUUAUUACAGUCUAAAAUAAAAUGCCUACAUGCAUCACAACCUCUUUUCUAAUAGAAAGUGGAUUGCAGAUAAAGCAGUUACCAGUUCCACACAUUUAAAUUUGCGUUGUUUUACGCGGUCUUCUUACUUCGCUAUAGGAGAUUAUACCUUUUUCAAGUGUGUAGGUUUCUCUUCCAAAAUUUUCUUUAUAUAUUAGUGAAUAUAUUAGACUUCCUUGCAAAAGGAAUCAUAAUUUUUUACACUAUAAUUUAACUUCAUAAUUCAGGAACCACGAUCGAAUUUGAAACCGAAUA
Schistocerca piceifrons (Central American locust) is the source of this 2313-nucleotide messenger RNA. RefSeq lists its product as uncharacterized. The record is from RefSeq and is a predicted model, not a curated record. Bases 1 to 1029 code for a protein of 342 amino acids. The transcript has 6 exons. Lineage: Eukaryota; Metazoa; Arthropoda; Insecta; Orthoptera; Acrididae. Gene Ontology annotation, molecular function: protein binding.